Messenger RNA from Cyprinus carpio (common carp), 1852 nucleotides. RefSeq names its product gastrula zinc finger protein XlCGF52.1-like. Gene Ontology annotation, biological process: regulation of transcription by RNA polymerase II. The coding region runs from base 204 to 1388 and encodes 394 amino acids. NCBI's taxonomy places the organism in Eukaryota, Metazoa, Chordata, Actinopteri, Cypriniformes, Cyprinidae. Gene Ontology annotation, molecular function: DNA-binding transcription factor activity; RNA polymerase II cis-regulatory region sequence-specific DNA binding. The record is from RefSeq and is a predicted model, not a curated record. The transcript has 3 exons.
UUUUAAUCGAUUCAAUAGUCGAUUUUAUUUUAUUUUUUUUAACACGAGGUUUAAAAGUAAAUGAAUAUAAUCGAUCUAACUGUAAUGCACGUUAUUUAUGUGAUUAAAGAACAUCAACAGGAGUAACAGAAAAGGAUAAAGUGUCCAAACACACAGACAAACUGGUGAAGCAGCAGAGAUCCACGUGACACACUAUUAUAAAGAUGGUGUUUAUUAAAGAGGAGAGUGAAGACAUGAAGAUUGAAGAAUCAUUCAGAGUCAAACAUGAAGAUACUGAGACACAAACAGACCUAAUGGCACAGAAAGAGGAGAAAGAAGUACUUAAUGAAAUUGAAGAGGAAGAUCAAUGUGGGAAUCUUCAAAAGACAGGAACUAGAAGUUAUUUUGCUAGUUUUCGUUUUAGAAAGAGUUUCAGUCAACAAGGAAACUUCCACAUGAGAAUUCACACUGGAAAAAACCCUUUCACCUGCCAACAGUGUGGAAAAAGUUUUACUCGUAAACUAGGUCUUAAAAGGCACAUGAGGAUUCACACUGGUGAACAGCCUUACACAUGCCCUCAGUGUGGAAAAAAUUUCGCUCGUAAAGGAAGCUUUACCAGGCAUGUGAGAAUUCACACUGGAGAAAAGCUUUACACAUGCCAAAAGGGUGGAGAGAGUUUUGCUCAACGUGAAAACCUAACUGUUCACAGGAGAGUUCACACUGGAGAGAAUUCUCACACAUGCCCUCAGUGUGGAAAAAGUUUCAGUCAACAUAGAAACCUUACAGUCCACAUGAGAAUUCAUACGGGAAAAAAGCCUUUCACCUGCCAACAGUGUGGAAAUAGUUACACUCAAGAAGGAACCCUUAAAAGGCACAUGAGAAUUCACACUGGGGAGAAGCCUUUUUCCUGCCAACCGUGUAGAAAAAGCUUCACACGUAAAAUAGGUCUUGAAAAGCACAAUAGAAUUCACACUGGAGAAAAGCCUUACACAUGCUCCCAGUGUGAAAAAAGUUUCAUUCGACAUAGAAACCUUACAGUCCACAUGAGAAUUCAUACUGGAAUAAAGCCUUUCACCUGCCAACAGUGUGGAAAUAGUUUUACUCUACAAGGAACCCUUAAAAGGCACAUGAGAAUUCACACUGGGGAGAAGCCUUUUUCCUGCCAGAUGUGUAGAAAAAGCUUCACACGUAAAAUAGGUCUUGAAAGGCACAUUAGAAUUCACACUGGAGAAAAGCCUUACCCAUGCCCUCAGUGUGGAAAAAGUUUCAUCCAACAUGGAAACCUGACAGUGCACAUGAGAAUACACAAUGGAGAGAAUCCCUUCACCUGCCAACAAUGUGGAAAAAGUUUCAAUCAUAAAGGAAACCUUAAAAGGCACAUGAGAACUCACACUAGGGGCUGGCAAUAAAACGAUAAUUAUCACAAUAUAAAUUUUCUUUAGAAAACGAAAAUUUGUGUUCAAUAUAAGGUUUAUGAGCCAAAAGCCGAACUAAAGCACAACUCAUUUGAGCCAGAUGGAAUGUUUAUCCGCUUGUGCUUGGUUCAAACAGCAGUUUACUUGCGGAAAGUUCUUGAUCAGCUACAACGAAAAUGAAGUGUUUGAACAAAUUGUUCAUUGAUUUAGUUUAAAAACUGCACUGACAUUUUCAUCGGGAGAGAAACAGUGCCAUUAACGAUCCAGUUAGAAGGCUUCCCCAUGGAUUUACUGUAGUCACAAUAACCGCACCAUUGUAUUGUGGCAGAAAUGUGGAAUAUAUGGAAUUGUAUUAUAUUAAUGUAAACAUAUUAAUGUAUUAAAGGGAAUCUAUUUUUCAAAGCUGUAUCAUGAGUCUUAAGUGUCCCCAGAAUGCAUCUGUGAAGUUUCCGCUCAAA